AUGACCGGGACGUGGCGGCCGAACGAGCCCGAGGACCGAUUCUACAUGUCGACGAGCGAGAAUAAGAAUUGGACGCGGAUCAAGGCAACGAACAAGGAGUGGCUGCCCUCGACCACAAACGAUGGUGCGCAGGCCACUAUCGAGUAUCGCCUCCUACGUAACGGGUUGAUGAAGAUACAACGGGCAGAUCUCGGAACCUCCAAGGCGAGAUCGGAAGGCGAGGUGCUCGUGGAACAGCGCAGCAUGUGGGAGCUGAACUACCUUGUCGUUGAGGUGCAGAGGCGCGUGUCCAGCCGGGGCUGCGGAUUCCUGAACGACACGGGGACAGGCGGCGUGACAGUGCUCAAGUGGGACGAAAUGUCUGUCAGUGCCGAGGUCGUCUUCGAUCGCAUGCCUGAAUUCCAGUACUGGGUCAACGCGAUGCUGUCUUCGUCAGGGACAACACCACAACAGGGCGUCAGCGCCUUUGUGAGGGGUGCCAUGGCGGCGUGGGCAUCUCAGGCUGGUGACACGGAUCUACUCGCCCAUCUAAAGCGGUCAGCCCGGCCAUUCGGGCAAGAGGAGAGGAUUGGUACCGUGCGUAUCGACGAACUCGACCGUGAUAAUUUGGAGUAUCCCUUCUUCGUCGGUUCCCGCCGGGGGACGGGCUUGUACAAGGUUGCCGCCAUCGUCUUCCUCGUGAUCGGUGUCGCAGCCGUUGCCACCUGUGGUGUCAGGGUCUGGGUCGGCCCUCCCAAGGUGACGUCCUGGAUGGGACAGCAUUUCUAUCUCUCACAAUCCGGGAUAAUUCAGGCUGGCCAAGAGGUCGAGAAGUUGGCCACGGGAUAUGAGGUGGCACCUAACAACGUGGGCUCCCUACACGUGGGUGGUAGCCAACAGCCAUUGUUGUCAGGUAUAGUUGAGUUACGCCCAGAGAAGUAG
Messenger RNA from Fusarium falciforme, 921 nucleotides. RefSeq lists its product as hypothetical. The transcript has a single exon. Lineage: Eukaryota; Fungi; Ascomycota; Sordariomycetes; Hypocreales; Nectriaceae. The record is from RefSeq and is a predicted model, not a curated record. The coding region runs from base 1 to 921 and encodes 306 amino acids.